Molecule: messenger RNA, 1845 nt
Organism: Fusarium keratoplasticum
Lineage: Eukaryota; Fungi; Ascomycota; Sordariomycetes; Hypocreales; Nectriaceae
Product: HET domain-containing protein
Exons: 1
Coding region: 1-1845 (614 amino acids)
Source: RefSeq, a predicted model, not a curated record
AUGGCUUGGUCCAAAAGCGAAAUUGCGUGCAUGGUGCUCGCAGGCCCCAUCAUCGGCCCCAUCUAUGUCGUUUGUUGGAUUGCCAUGAGAUCCAAGGAUCUUGCAGAGGCGACUUUAACUUACCUCUUCUAUUCAGCCUGGGGAGACCUCAUUCACUUCAUCGCCACAUUUUGGAUUCGGGUUGGUCCUCAGAGGAAAUCGAGCAACGAGAUCCUUCGGAAGCAAAAUGCUGAGGUAUUCGCACCUCUGUUCCCGGGUGAGACAAGACUGUUGAAACUAUUCCCUCGUCAACAUUGGCCAGACUCGGGUAUUCACUGCGAGCUAGUCUCAGUACCGAGACGAGAGCUCCAGUACGAAGUCCUUUCUUAUGACUCCCGAGACAAGGAGUUGUGUCGCACUAUCAAGGUCGACGGCCAUCAUGUCAUGGUCACAGAUCAUCUCUACAUGGCCUUGCAACACCUCCAGACCAACGACACACGCAACCUAUGGAUCGAAGACUUAUCCACUGAUAGGCUUAUUAUUACAAGAAAAAGCAAUGAACAGCAUAGGGAGUCUAUCCUCAGAGAGGCCUUCCAAGUCGUUAUUUGGCUCGGCGCCGCGCCGAGGAAACUAAAACGCCUUAUCCCCCUAUUCGACGAGUCACCCGGCGUCUCUUUCGAAGAUGACUCGGGAUCUACGGCACACAUCUUUUCAGAACUCCUCACACGUCCUUGGUGGAAUCGCCUAUGGUCAGUGCAAGAACUCGCCUUGCCACCAAAGGUCAUUGUCCAGUGUGGCCGACAUCGCAUCCCCUGGGCCAACUUUGCCCAAACGAUCGAGCUCUCAUAUAUCGAUUCCAAUCACUCGACUGAAACUUCCCGCGCGAAGACCAUGGCUCUUGCACGCACCAAGUACCAGUCAGAAAUCACUUACGAAUAUGGCCUUUUAAACCUGGCUUGGGAAUUUCGCAACAGCCGGGUGGACGACAAUCGAGAUAAACUCUUUGCUUUGCUGGGGCUAUUACCCGAAGAGGAGCAAAUUAUCAAAGUCGAUUAUUCCAAGAACUUCAAUCAAGUUUACAUAGAAUUUGCUCAGGCUUGGAUUAAUCAUUACGGGAGUCUGUUGAUCCUUAACCUAACCCAGCGACAACUGAGAGGACAACACUCCACAUGGUAUCCAAGAUGGUCUGAGCCCUUCGGAGACUACCCUCAGUUCUUUUGCGGCUCCACUUUCAGUUUACACUCUCAUAAUUUCUGGGAAGGCAAAUUCUCUGCUGAUGGAGGUCGCCGCGCUCCUAACUGCAUUCAUCCCAAGAGUGGACGCUUGCUACGGCUGCAAGGAUUUUCUCAUGAUACCAUCGCUGCGGUAGCACCCUCUGCGUAUGAGCCUCAAGGCGGAACUCAUACGGACUGGGAGGAUUGCAGAAGGUCAUGGCGGGAGUUUACUAAAACUUGGUCACCGGAUGACCGAGAAGGAAUCAGUCAAGAGUUCUGGCUUGCUAUAACGGCCGGUCUGGUUGAUUCAGAAUCUGGCACUAUCAACUAUGAAUCAGUCCAGCGGGCAACUUGCGAGCAACGGCGGCUCUUUAUGACGCAGAACGGUCAACUCGGCGUUGGUCCAAGUGCGGUGACUCCAGGAGAUAGGGUCUGCGUCGUCUUUGGAUCGCCAGUCCCUUUUGUACUUUCCGAGUGCGCGACCUGCAACGACGACACAGGCGACAAUCAUGGCUUGGGCCUCGUGUCUUCUCAAACCUGGCGAUAUGUGGGCGAUGCAUAUGUGCAUAGCAUUAUGCACUAUGCGGGAGAUGUCGACGAUGAUGUUAAAGCGGGAAGGCUAUAUGUUGAAGAUUUCUUGUUGUGUGGAUAA